Molecule: messenger RNA, 3172 nt
Organism: Lampris incognitus (smalleye Pacific opah)
Lineage: Eukaryota; Metazoa; Chordata; Actinopteri; Lampriformes; Lampridae
Gene: prpf40a
Product: PRP40 pre-mRNA processing factor 40 homolog A
Exons: 27
Coding region: 6-2660 (884 amino acids)
Biological process (GO): mRNA cis splicing, via spliceosome
Cellular component (GO): U2-type prespliceosome; U1 snRNP
Molecular function (GO): protein binding; RNA binding
Source: RefSeq, a predicted model, not a curated record
CUUUGAUGCUAGUCAACAUGUCUUCAUCGGAGGCUAAUAAUGGCCCGAGCCAAGCACCACCUUAUCCAGGUGUUCCACCCUCAGGGAUGCCUCCACCCUUUAUGGGACCACCAGGAAUGCCACCUCAUUUCCCUCCAAUGGGAAUGCCCCCUAUGGGACAGAGACCUCCCAACAUGACGCCUAUGCCACCUGGUAUAAUGCCCCCAGGUAUGAUGCCACCAAUGGGUGGGCCUCCAAUGGGACAGAUGCCAGGCAUGAUGCCACCUAUGAUGCCAGGGAUGAUGAUGCCCCCUCGCAUGCCAACUGCAGCGAUACAGCCAGCAGGACCGCCUGGUGUGGACUCCACAGCUGCUGCACCCGGGACAACUAGCACUACAAAUGGAUCUCCGCAGGAAGAUCAGCCAAAGAAGAAGUCUGUGUGGACGGAGCACAAAUCAAUGGAUGGAAAGACCUACUAUUACAACACGGAGACCAAGCAGUCCACCUGGGAGAAACCGGAUGAUCUCAAGUCUCCUGCAGAACAAAUGCUGUCUAAAUGCCCUUGGAAGGAGUACAAGUCAGACACAGGGAAGCCGUACUAUUACAACUCUCAGACUAAGGAAUCCAGAUGGACCAAACCCAAAGAACUGGAGGAUCUGGAAGCUAUGAUCAAAGCAGAGGAGAAUGGGACGGUGGAGGCUGCAGCUCCUGGUACUACCUCGGUCCCUGUUCUGCAAGUGGAGCCCGUUGUGGCCAUGACAAACGCAAUGGAGGCAGAGGUGCCAACAGUGGUCUCAGAGGAACACCUGUCCCAGGCAGCUGCGCAUCCCACAGCUGAGGUCAACCCUAUAGAUGUACCUGCGAUGGCAUCAGAGAGCAUAGCCCCUGUUGAAGUCCCAGUCAGUGUUGAGGUUGCUAAGGAAGAGCGCCCUGAACUUCAGAAAAAGACCUACAAGUGGAACACUAAAGAGGAGGCCAAGCAGGCCUUCAAAGAGCUGCUGAAGGAGAAGGGUGUAUCAUCAAAUGCCUCUUGGGAGCAAGCCAUGAAAAUGAUUAUCAACGACCCUCGCUACAGUGCCCUUCCUAAACUGAGUGAAAAAAAGCAGGCAUUCAAUGCCUACAAAGUCCAGACAGAGAAAGAGGAGAAGGAGGAGGCUAGAAUUAAGUACAAGGAGUCCAAGGAGACCUUCCAGAGGUUCUUGGAGAACCACGAGAAGAUGACGUCUACCACUAGAUACAAGAAAGCGGAACAGAUGUUUGGUGAGCUGGAGGUGUGGAGUUGUGUGCCAGAGAGAGACAGACUGGAGAUCUAUGAAGAUGUCUUGUUCUACCUGGCCAAGAAAGAGAAGGAGCAAGCUAAGCAGCUGAGGAAAAGGAACUGGGAGGCUCUGAAGAACAUUCUAGACAACAUGGCCAAUGUUACUUACCGUACCACCUGGUCUGAGGCCCAGCAGUACCUGCUAGACAACCCCACCUUUGCAGAGGAUGAAGAGCUACAGAAUAUGGACAAAGAAGAUGCACUAAUCUGUUUUGAGGAGCACAUCCGGGCACUGGAGAAGGAAGAGGAGGAUGAGAAGCAGAAGACUCUCCUCAGGGAGAGGAGACGACAGCGUAAGAACCGCGAGUCCUUUCAGAAAUUUCUGGAUGAGCUACAUGACCACGGUCAGCUCCACUCCAUGUCUGCCUGGAUGGAGAUGUACCCGACCGUAAGCGCCGACAUCCGCUUCGCCAACAUGCUGGGCCAGCCAGGUUCCACCCCCCUGGACCUUUUCAAAUUCUAUGUGGAGGACUUGAAGGCCCGUUACCACGACGAAAAGCGGAUCAUCAAAGACAUCCUCAAGGACAAAGGCUUCUUGGUUGAGGUCAACACCAGCUUUGAGGACUUUGGCUCAGUCAUCAGUUCAGAUAAGAGAGCCACCACGCUGGAUGCAGGCAACAUCAAGCUGGCCUUCAACAGCUUACUGGAGAAGGCUGAGGCCAGAGAAAGGGAGCGAGAGAAGGAGGAGGCGAGGAAGAUGAAAAGGAAAGAGGCAGCCUUCAAGAGCAUGCUGAAGCAGGCCACACCGCCACUGGAGCCAGAAGCAUCAUGGGAAGGCGUUCGAGAAAGAUUCCUUAAGGAAUCGGCCUUUGAAGACGUGACUCUUGAGUCAGAGAGAAAAAGGAUAUUCAAAGACUUCAUGCAUGUCUUGGAGCAUGAAUGCCAGCAUCAUCACUCCAAGACAAAGAAACACUCAAAGAAGUCCAAAAAGCACCACAGGAAGCGAUCCCGCUCUCGAUCGGGCUCGGAGUCUGAGGAUGAUGACUAUCACCAAAAAAAGAGCAAGAGAUCCCGGUCCAAGUCCCCGUCUGAGCGCUCCUCCAGUGGAGAGUCAGAGAGAAGUUAUAAGAAGACCAAGAAGCAUAAGAAGAAGGGCAAGAAGAGACGCCACAAGUCUGCCUCUCCUGAGUCAGAAGGAGAAAAGAAAGGAAGGGAGCGGGAUGGAAAGCGUGAAAAGGACCAGGAAAAAGAUAAAGAGAAUGACAAGUCGCGGGGGAAAACUCACUCCGACUCCAAACAGAAGUCUCCUAAAAGGAAAGCUGCCAAAGAGGAGGGUGGAUGGGACACGUCGGGCAGCGAGCUGAGUGAAGGAGAGCUGGAGAAGAGGAGGAGGACUUUACUGGAGCAGCUGGAUGCACCUUAACCACCCCACCGCGCCCCCCCAUGUCUUCACUGUUCCACUUCUGUGAACAUGCAUUCCCCUCCAUUCUUAUCUGACUACUCUCGACACAAAUGCCACGGUCAGACUGUGAGACUCCUUCCUCGGUUACUUUUCAGAACGUUUUGUAACGAGUUCAGACGCGUCCUUGGCCAGCGGUUACCUUGAUAGGCGGAAGGAUGCAGCUAUGGUCGUGUCACAUUGCCCGUUUGUUGCCUUGUUUAUGCUUAGGUAUGUUUUUUAGUUAACUGUAGUUGUAUAUGUUUUAAUUUGCUAAUAAAUUUGUUGAAUUGAAAGCAUAUCUUUAUCCCAUCCAAAACGAUUGUCUUGCAGAGCCUGUCAUCUCUAGUAACCUUUUCGUGAGCAGACAGUUGUCCACUUGGAACGAUCUACAGCCCCAGGACUACUGGGGAGUAUUUGAUUUGCAGCUUAAUGCCGGCCUGAUUGCAUAAGCGUUUGAAUGGCGCGUCUGUUCUGUACACGUAAUAAAAUACUUU